AUGGUCGUUUUAGCCGCAUCAAUCGUAACCAAGAGCGGAAAAGCCGUAAUUUCUCGCCAAUUUCGUGAGAUGCAGCGUUCUCGCAUUGAGGGUCUCUUGGCAUCCUUCCCAAAGCUCACCAGCACUGGUCAUCAACACACAACAGUCGAGACUGAGCACGUUCGUUAUGUCUAUCAACCCCUGGAUGAUCUCUUUAUUGUCCUGAUCACCAACCGUCAGUCCAAUAUUUUGCAAGAUAUCGAGUCACUUCACUUGUUUGCACGUGUGGUAACAGAUAUUUGCCGUUCGACUGAUGAGCGUGAUAUCUUGAGCAAGUCUUUUGAGUUGUUGUGUGCUUUUGAUGAAAUUAUCUCGGAGGGUUACCAGGAGAAUGUUAAUCUGGCUCAGGUUAAAAGUAUUAUUGAGAUGGAGAGUCAUGAAGAAAGAAUCCAAGAAAUUAUUGCUAGAAACAAGGAACAGGAGGCAAAGGAAGAGCUCAAAAGACGUGCAAAGCAAUUCGAGAUGCAGAAAAAAGAGGCUGCCAAGCGUGGCCAGGGAUUCAUGCAGGGAAACUUCAGUGCCAACAAUUAUAUGGGUGGACAACACUCACCUUCUAUUGAUCCAACCAUCCAGACUUCUGUCGAGUCAUCGACAAUGUCUUUUGGAAGAUCAUCCACACCCCCUGUUACUUCCAAGGCCAAGGGAAUGCAAUUGAGCCGUAAGCCAAAGACAGCGGAUCUUUUUGAGGCCAUCAAGACAGAGGUUGAGCCUGUAAGAGCUGUACCCAGUGCAUCUAGUGCGCCUACAAAUUCUACUGGUUUUGCCAAACACCAGGAAAGUGUUCACAUUGAUAUCGAGGAACGUGUUUCUUUGGCUGCCAACAAGGAUGGUGGAUUAGAACAAAUGGAUAUCAAGGGUGUUUUGACUCUCCGUGUGGUUGACAAUGCUAGUGCACGUGUACGCAUUUCUAUCCGUGCCACUGAAGAUUCUGCUAUCCAGUUUAAGGUAAGCCACAUCUAUAUAGAUACCCAUCCAAAUGUAGACAAGGUUGCUUUCAAGAAUGAAAAUGUUGUACAAAUGCGUGAUUUAGCAAGACCAUUUCCUACAAAUCAAAACCUUGGCGUUGUCAAGUGGAAGUACACUACUCGUGAUGAGACUGCUGUCCCAUUGUCUGUCACUUGCUGGCCUUCCCCUGCUGGCGAUGGCACUUGCGAUGUGAACGUUGAGUAUGAACUUGAGGCAGAUCAUCUUGAGUUGCGUGAUGUAGUAAUCUCUGUACCUCUUCCUGCUCAACCUAUUGCCAACGUCAACCAUGUCGAUGGCUCUUACUAUGUGGAUCAUGAACGUCAUGUAUUGGAGUGGAGACUUCCUGUAGUUAGCAGUGCCAACAAAUCGGGUUUGUUGGAGUGUAACAUCCCUGGUGACAAUGCUGAUUCUUUCUUCCCUGUUAUGGUAUCAUUUGUGAGCGACAAGCUUAUCUGUGAUGUUGAUGUGUUGCAAGUUCAAAAUCUGGAUACAAAUACCCCGGCCUUAUUCUCUAAAGAAGUAUUACUUGUAGCAGACGACUAUAUUAUCGGUUGA
Messenger RNA from Phycomyces blakesleeanus NRRL 1555(-), 1560 nucleotides. RefSeq lists its product as hypothetical. Lineage: Eukaryota; Fungi; Mucoromycota; Mucoromycetes; Mucorales; Phycomycetaceae. Gene Ontology annotation, cellular component: cytosol; COPI vesicle coat. Gene Ontology annotation, biological process: endoplasmic reticulum to Golgi vesicle-mediated transport; retrograde vesicle-mediated transport, Golgi to endoplasmic reticulum; Golgi localization. The record is from RefSeq and is a predicted model, not a curated record. The transcript has 11 exons. The coding region runs from base 1 to 1560 and encodes 519 amino acids.